GCAUGAGAGCGAGAGGAGAAGAUGGCGGCGGCGGGGAAAGCGGCGUGAGGAGCCCGGGCUGCGAGCGGGGUCUCCCUGAGGCGGGGGCGACAUGGCCCUCCGCGGCCCCCAGUAUGUUUUUGGAGAUUUUACUCCUGAUGAGUUCAAUCAGUUUUUUGUGACUCCUCGUUCUUCUGUUGAGCUUCCACCAUAUAAUGAAACAAUUUUAUGUGACACUGAAACCCCAGAGGAACUACAUGAUGUUCUCAGUGUCACAGGUACAUCAAUUUCAGUCCAUGCAACAUUGCAUCCUCGAAACAUCACGGAAUGGGUUGAAACAAAGAUACGUGGAAGCAAAGUGGACUGUCAACUUAUAGCAGGGGAAGACUAUCAGCGAAUUGAGUUUGGUGUUACCGAAGUUAUUGAACAAGAUGAAUCUUUACUGAAUAGCACUGACUACAGUAUUUCAAGCACACUGAAUCCUCAGGCCCCAGAAUUUAUUCUUGGUUGCACAACUUCCAAAAAGAACCAUGAUGACCUACACAGUGAAACCAACUACAACUCCAUCGACUGCCAGUUCACAAGCCCUGUGCUUGCUUUGGAUAAUGGCUCCAAUGCUGAAGCAGAAAAUAUAGAAAAUGACAGCCUUUCUGGCGGCCUUGGACAAAGGGAACGUAAAAAGAAGAAAAAAAGACCACCUGGAUAUUACAGUUAUUUGAAAGACGGCAGUGAUCAUAUCCCUACAGAAACUCUUGUAAAUGGUCAUGGAAACUCACCAGUACUAAACAAUGUAAGCACAGAGGAUACAGGAUUUAUGAGAAAUAUACCAUCGUCAACUAUACCGAGGACUUGUAAUAGCCCUGAAAAUGCUGUGGACUUCAUCAGUGACGCUGUGACUGAUGAUUCUUUCCCUAGAGCACUAGACAGUAUCAGGACUGCAGGGCAGCCUGAGGUAUGCCAUGUCACUAAUUUUGAACAGUCUUGCAUCCCUUCAGAGGCCGGCAGGGGAAGCCCAUUAAGGACAGCUGUUGCACAGCCUUAUACUGGUACUACUGAAAAUCUUGGAGUUGCUAAUGGACAAACACUUGAAUCCUCUGUCGAGGGCCCAGCUGCCAAUGGGGUAGAAUUGUACACUGUGGAAAGCACUGACUCUGAUCCAGCUAAGCCUGACAAUGCUUCCCCUACUGCUGAGGUCACAACCCCUGUCACAGGGUCGGUUUCUGUUAGCCAGCCUGCUAAGUCUUGGGCCAGCCUUUUUCACAAUGCUAAGCCCUCUGCUUCCACACCUGGGGCUUAUGUUGAAACGAAAUAUUCCCCUCCUGCCACAUCUGCUCUGCUCCCUGAAAAACAGGUUGAAGUCAAAGAAGGGCUUGUUCCAGUUUCAGAGGAUCCUGUAGCCAUAAAGAUUGCAGAAUUACUAGAAAAUGUAACAUUAAUACAUAAACCAGUAUCUUUGCAACCCCGGGGGCUGAUCAAUAAAGGAAACUGGUGCUACAUCAAUGCUACACUGCAGGCAUUGGUUGCUUGCCCCCCAAUGUAUCAUCUAAUGAAGUUCAUUCCAGUGUAUUCCAAAGUGCAGCGGCCAUGCACGUCAACACCCAUGAUAGACAGUUUUGUUCGACUAAUGAAUGAAUUCACCAAUAUGCCAAUACCUCCAAAAGCCAAACAAGCUCUUGGUGACAAGAUAGUGAGGGAUAUACGCCCUGGAGCUGCCUUUGAACCCACUUAUAUAUAUAGACUACUGACAGUUAUCAAGUCAAGCCUCUCUGAAAAGGGUCGGCAGGAAGAUGCUGAAGAAUAUUUAGGAUUUAUUCUAAAUGGACUACAUGAGGAAAUGUUGAACUUAAAGAAACUUCUUUUACCAAAUAAUGAAAAAUUUUCAGUUUCCAAUGGACCUGAAACACAGUCUAUACCUGAAGAUGAACAGGGACAAGGAGAAGGUAGUGAGGAUGAGUGGGAACAAGUUGGCCCUCGCAACAAGACGUCAGUCACUCGGCAAGCCGACUUCAUUCAGACUCCAAUUACUGGCAUUUUUGGGGGACACAUAAGAUCUGUAGUUUACCAACAGAGUUCAAAGGAAUCUGCCACUUUGCAGCCAUUUUUUACCUUGCAAUUGGAUAUCCAGUCUGAGAAGAUACACACAGUCCAGGAUGCAUUGGAAAGUCUGGUGGCAAGAGAGUCUGUCCAAGGAUAUACCACAAAAACCAAGCAAGAGGUCGAGAUUAGUCGGAGAGUGACCCUGGAAAAACUCCCUCCUGUUCUUGUUCUGCACCUCAAACGGUUUGUGUAUGAGAAGACCGGUGGAUGUCAGAAACUUAUUAAGAAUAUUGAGUAUCCUGUGGACUUGGAAAUUAGCAGAGAACUACUUUCUCCAGGUGUAAAAAAUAAAAAUUUUAAAGGCCACAGAAACUAUCGACUUUUUGCAGUGGUCUAUCAUCAUGGAAACAGUGCAACUGGUGGUCAUUAUACUACAGAUGUCUUCCAAAUUGGUCUGAAUGGCUGGUUACGUAUUGAUGACCAGGCAGUCAAAGUGAUAAACCAGUACCAGGUGGUGAAGCCUUCUGCUGAACGCACAGCCUACCUCCUGUACUAUCGCCGAGUUGACCUGCUCUAAAACUUCUCUCUCUGUGCUGUGUGUGCAAGAUACCCGCUUUCUUAGAAUACCACCUCUUACUAACUUUUUUUCCUCUCUCUAAUGGCUCUAUUGAGUGAAACUUUAUUUCUCCUUUGCAACUGUGGGAUAGAAUGGAAAAGAAAGUAACUCCCUUGGAGUUUGUGCACAGCAUAGUUUGUUGAUUUUUAACUUCCAAAUCAAAAUCAUUUGGUUGAAAGACUAUUGCUUGAUUUAAAAAAUACAAAAGUCCCUUUAUUUCUGAAUAAUGCUGAUUCCUGUGAUGAUAAAGGGGGGAUUUGCAUCUGAUUCCCAAUUUAAUUGCCUAGUAGAAGAAAUCCUGCACCAGCAACACUUGUGAAUUUCUGUGAGAAUGAAUUUUAUCUUUCCUUAUAAAAGUGAAAACCUUUUUAAAAUGCAACACCUUCUCCUCCCUACCCUCUUUAGUUUUUGAUAAAGGAUAAAAAUAUGAGCCAGUUCUUAGAGGAGAAAGAGUUCCCUACUUUAAAAGAAAAUGUACAGAAAGAACAAAAAGCUAAGUUGCUGGUUCUAAAUAGGAAAACAAUUUUAAUAAUUAUGCGAUGGGAAACUGCUGAAGUAUACAUUGCAGAUCAAAUAUUUGGAGUUAAGAUGUUAGGCUAAUAGAUGGGUGAUUGUAACUUUAUUGCUAUUAAAGAUUUCAAACUGCAUUUAUGCUUCUGUGUACACAAGAUUUUAAAAUGAGCAAAAUAAUGAAGGUUGGUAUUUCUUUGUUUGCUUUGUUUAAUUUUGCUGUCUGCUCUUCUCUAAUGUUGAGUUUCUAAUUGUACACAGUUUAGUGAUAUCUAGGAACAUAAAGUUGUCGCCCAUCAAUAAAAAUCACCAAGUUGGUUUAAA
Messenger RNA from Dromiciops gliroides (monito del monte), 3466 nucleotides. RefSeq names its product ubiquitin specific peptidase 10 (gene USP10). The record is from RefSeq and is a predicted model, not a curated record. Gene Ontology annotation, biological process: regulation of autophagy; protein deubiquitination; DNA damage response, signal transduction by p53 class mediator. Gene Ontology annotation, cellular component: early endosome; cytosol; nucleus. Gene Ontology annotation, molecular function: cysteine-type endopeptidase activity; cysteine-type deubiquitinase activity. The coding region runs from base 92 to 2593 and encodes 833 amino acids. NCBI's taxonomy places the organism in Eukaryota, Metazoa, Chordata, Mammalia, Microbiotheria, Microbiotheriidae. The transcript has 16 exons.